Pyrus x bretschneideri (Chinese white pear) is the source of this 1133-nucleotide messenger RNA. Its product is annotated as rac-like GTP-binding protein ARAC7. Gene Ontology annotation, molecular function: GTPase activity; GTP binding; protein kinase binding. The transcript is spliced from 8 exons. The record is from RefSeq and is a predicted model, not a curated record. Gene Ontology annotation, biological process: actin filament organization; cortical cytoskeleton organization; establishment or maintenance of cell polarity. Lineage: Eukaryota; Viridiplantae; Streptophyta; Magnoliopsida; Rosales; Rosaceae. Gene Ontology annotation, cellular component: cell projection; cytoplasmic vesicle; cell cortex. The coding region runs from base 302 to 931 and encodes 209 amino acids.
GACCACAAACAAAGCCGUCCCUCCUCUCUGUCUCUCUCUCUUAAAUUUUAAAUCUUUCUUCCCGAAAUUAGAAGAAGGACUUGGCUUCUAUAUCAUCUCACACCUCAACAAAAAGCCAGACACUGUUCUCAGCUCUCUUUCUUCUACUUCUUCAACCGCUUCUUCUGUUCAGCUUUUUGUUUAAGCUGAACGUUCUGAAGCUCAUUUCACAUAUACACAUAUAUAUUCCUAGAAGUGCUUUUGGCUAAAGUGCUUGAUUACCAAGUGGCUGGUGUUUAUUUCAAGUUGGGGGGUUGAGAGAAUGAGUGCUUCAAAGUUCAUUAAAUGUGUCACAGUUGGAGAUGGAGCUGUUGGGAAGACCUGUAUGCUCAUUUGUUACACCAGCAACAAGUUUCCUACCGAUUAUAUACCCACAGUUUUUGACAAUUUUAGUGCAAAUGUGGCUGUGGAUGGGAAUAUAGUGAACUUGGGGCUAUGGGACACCGCAGGCCAGGAGGAUUACAGCAGGUUGAGGCCGCUGAGUUAUAGAGGUGCAGACAUAUUUGUGUUAGCUUUCUCUUUAAUUAGCAGGCCAAGCUAUGAGAAUGUUCUUAAGAAGUGGAUGCCGGAACUUCGUAGGAUUGCUCCCAAUGUUCCAAUUGUUCUUGUUGGUACAAAGCUAGAUCUUCGCGAGGACAUGGGCUAUCUAGCCGAUCAUAUGGGAUCCAACAUCAUAACUUCUGCUCAGGGAGAGGAGCUGAGAAAACAAAUAGGUGCUGCAGCUUAUAUCGAGUGCAGCUCGAAGACCCAGCAGAAUGUCAAAGCUGUUUUCGAUACUGCCAUUAAGGUUGUUCUUCAACCUCCGAGAAGGAAGGAUAUGGCUAAGAAGAAAAGGCACCGGAGAUCUGCUUGCUCAAUUGCGAGCAUUGUCUGUGGAGGCUGUGAUGUUUAGGAUGACACAGGAGGAAUGCUAACCACCCGCCGUGUGGAACAUAUAGUUGUCUUUUACAGUUUCUCUUGGGGGUUUACUGGCUUAAUCCUAACAGGCCGUAUAUUCUUAUGUGUGUAUUGUAUUUUCAAGCAUCGUUAAAUUAAACCGAAACAUGUUCGUUUUUAUUUCGCCAGCUGAAUGAAUGGAGUGGGAAGUGGAGGGA